Homalodisca vitripennis (glassy-winged sharpshooter) is the source of this 2851-nucleotide messenger RNA. RefSeq names its product methanethiol oxidase. Bases 230 to 1702 code for a protein of 490 amino acids. Gene Ontology annotation, molecular function: selenium binding. Lineage: Eukaryota; Metazoa; Arthropoda; Insecta; Hemiptera; Cicadellidae. The record is from RefSeq and is a predicted model, not a curated record. The transcript is spliced from 11 exons.
UUUUAUAUAAAGCAGAAGGACAGAGCUGUCUACUUCUUGGUGUUAUUGUUUUUGUGUUAACGUCAAUGUAUGACUGUUUACUGUCAAGAGUUGGCGUUUGAGAUCUUAUGCGUGGCUAGUCUAUUUUUGUAGUAAAUGAAUUUCUUUAUUUCUUAAUUUUACUUUAUUCAGUUCUUAGAAGUUCAGUGGAUCUUAAAACUAUAUUUUUCCUGAUUUUUGUAGUGGAAUAAUGUCUGUGGAAAAAAACACAUUGCGCACAGGAUGCUGUGGCUCAGGUCCUGGCUACAGGAGUCCACAAGACGCUUUCAAGAAUGGUCCUCGUGAGGAAAUUGUUUAUGUUCUGUGUGUUCAGCCUGAUAAGACCAAACAUGACUACUUGGCUAUAGUUGACGUUGACCCUACUAGCCCCUCAUAUUGUCAGGUGAUUCACAGGACCAAGAUGUUGUACCCAGGUGAUGAAGUGCAUCAUUUCGGAUGGAACAGCUGCAGCAGUUGCUAUGGCAACGUGACCAAGCAACGGGACAAGCUGGUGAUCCCUUGCCUUGGCAGUGACCGCAUCUACAUCCUGGAUGUGGCGGCCAACCCCCGGGCUCCUACCGUGCACAAGGUGAUAGAGCCAGAGGAGAUGCACGCGCUGGGGGUGGCCACACCUCACACCACACACUGCCUGCCCUCUGGGGACAUCAUGAUCUCUACCAUGGGGACAGUGUCCGGAGAAGGCAAUGGGGACUUUAUACUUGUUGAUGGCUCUACCUGGAAAGUCAAAAGCUUGUGGACGGAGGGUGACAAAGUGGCUCAGUUUGGAUACGACUUCUGGUACCAGCCGUAUUGGGACAUCAUGGUGUCGAGCGAGUGGGGAGCCCCCAAGUCUUUCAAGCCCGGCUACAAACAUUCCGACGUUUUGGAUCCGACCCUGACAGGCCGUUCAAUCAACUUGUAUUCCUGGAAAGAGCGAAAGCUGCUCCAGACCAUUUCCUUUGGGGAUGAAGGGAUCGCUCCAUUGGAGACCCGGUUCCUCCACAACCCUUUGGAAGCUCAGGGCUUUGUCGGCUGUGCAGUGACUUCCAACAUCUUCAGAUUUUACAGAACAGAUGAUGGUACUUGGGCGGUAGAGAAGGUGAUCGUUAUUCCACCCAAGAAAGUGAAAGGAUGGGCACUUCCUGAAAUGCAGGGGAUGGUGACGGAUAUCCUGCUUUCCCUUGACGACAGGUUCUUGUAUCUCAGCAACUGGCUUCAUGGAGACGUGCGACAGUAUGAUGUAAGCAACCCCUCCAAGCCCGUACUCGUCGGCCAAGUGUUUCUGGGUGGGAGCAUACUCAAGGGUGGCCCAGUAGAGGUCAUCGAAGACCAUGAGCUCACUGAGCAGCCAGCCCCGGUGACUAUCAAGGGUAAGAAGAUCCUCGGUUCUCCACAGAUGCUGCAGCUGAGUCUGGAUGGCAAGAGACUCUACGUCACCACUUCCCUCUUCUCUCCCUGGGAUACACAGAUGUACCCGGAGAUGGUCAAAAAAGGUUCAGUCUUGAUGAAGGUUGAUGUUGACACAGAAAAAGGAGGUUUGACUCUUGACACAGAUUUUCUAGUGGACUUUGGUGCAGAACCAGAUGGCCCGGUCUUGGCUCAUGAGACCAGAUAUCCUGGGGGAGACUGCACAUCUGACAUUUGGCUGGUAGAUGAAGAGCCUAAAGUGGAAUUGUGUAAAUAAUUUAUGUAUAUCUAUUUGACAUAUGUGACUGCAGUGUGCAUGAAUAUUUCGUGCAUUGAAAAUAUGUGAGGUAAAGAGGUUAACAUUUAUUUUAGAUUACGCUGUCAUCGAUGCAUAUCAUGAAUGUAUAUGCACACUAUAUUUUACUUAGUGGGUUUAGAACAAAUAUUAGUCUUUCUUACAAUUAUGUGGGUGGAAGUGAAUACAGUUCUAUGACACAAUUUCUACAUUACUGGUGCUACCAACAAUAGUUACCAAUAGGAUUAUUACAAAAUAUAGUUUUGCACUUUCUAAGGUGUUAGGGUUUUAACUCUUGAUUAUGAAUUGUUCUGCCCUUGAAGAAUGUGCCACCUAGCGGCUAACGCUGGAAACACACGCUAUUAGUAGCGUCAAGCAGAGUAUCGUAGAACUAGUACAGCACGUGCUAUUUAGAAUAUUGUUUCAGAAGCGUGAAACGGGCAACAGCUCUUAGCAAAAGGUCAGGUAGAUGGAGCCAAGCAGUUCCGACAACCACUGACAAGCCCCAAACAUUUGCGGGUUGGCGAGUGGUUAGGGGAGCGAGAGGCUGAUUGGUGAAGCGAUAGUUGCGACACUGGUGGCGGGUACGCAAACCACAUAAAACCAUGUACGCUGGCUUUUUACACCUGUCCCGUAGGGAUGAUAUAUCUUCUCAGAAGGAUUCACAAUCAAGGACAAAACUAAAGUAAUUGUUAUUAUCUGGUGUCAUAUAUACCUUUGACAUUUUUUAUACAUUCUAGAUUGUUAUAUGAUCAUCUUAAUUUGGGGCCAUUUUAAUAUUAAUUAAUUUUAAAAUAAUGUUAGAAAUAAAAAUAUGCACAUUUUAUAUAUAACUUACAAUAUUGUAGUUAUUGUGUUGUUACUCUUAGCAAAAGCACUUUUUAAAAUCAGCUUUUAUAUUAUAAUAUAUUAGCAAUUAUAUGCAUUUAUAUGUAUUUUAUAUACAAGACAAAAGCCAAUACAAUUUUACCAUAUUAUAGUUUCUUUAUAGCUAUGUUAUCUGGGAACUAUCUAUUAACUUGUAUAUUAUUUUACAAUAAUAACAUAAUUAUAUUUAUAUGUAUUUUAAAUACAACAUUGAGAUUAUUAAUCAUUGUUAUUUUUGAAUAAAGAAUAUGUUAUUGUUAUUAA